AUGUCUACACCUCCUCCUACGGGAGAUACCCCCAACCGAGUCUCCCCGGGAGGCUCGCAGUCUCGUCUCCAAGAGAGCAUUGGCCAGUCCCCCGAGACAACUGCUAUUGGUGUUCCGGCCUUCAAGCAGAAGCCGACCGUCGUGACUCUGGCUACAUCCAAGCUUGUCAAUCAGAACGGUCUUAAGGUUGGUUCUUCCGCCCACUAUCUGCCACCUCGCUCACAGCGUCGACAGAAGAAGACCAAUCAGGAUCCGAGCACCAUUGCUGGCACGAACCCCAUGGAUAUGUUGCUCGCCAAACUGUCGGAGCAGCAGGCCGCCCUCGACCAGCAGAAUGAAGCUCUGAAGAGCUCUGAUAACAACAACAGUCUGUACUCGCGCGGCUUUGACCAGGCUCCCUCAACGACUAAUUCCGUCCCCAUCAUCCCCGCGACGGAUUCGUUCCCUACGACUGCCCCCACGACCCGCCCAGCUAGUGCUUCCCUUAAGGAGAACCACGGCAACAUAGAGGAGGUUCUUCGACUCAAGGUGGAGCUUGCCCGGGCUCAGAACAAGAUCUCUCGCCUUGACCAUGAACUUGCCCAGUCGCGUUCCAUCAAGCAGGAACCUGACCUGAUGACCCAGCCGUUGAUUCGUCCCAACAUGCUUGGCCCUGAGAACACUUGGGGUCCCAAUGAUGACAGCUCUUCGGACGCUGGUGGUCCUUCUAUCGGCGGAUACGGCCGUUCUCGCCCGAUCUGGGGUAGCCAGCGAGGCCCCCCUGCUUUUGCCAACCACAGUAUGCCAGCCGCCCCUUCCGAUUCGCAGCCAGUUGGAGGUGACUGGUAUGGGAGCGGCCGUGGUGUCUUUAACCAGGGCUACAUUGAUUCUGCUGCCACCUACUCCAUGGCGGAUACCUACCGAGGUGAGCGCAUGAGCCAGGACACGGAUAUGUUCUCUCGUCCCCCUAGCAGCCGCCGAAACAAUCGUUUCGACAACAGCCGGUGGCCUUCCCCUCAGCCCUACGGCGGAUCCAACUUUGGCGGACACAACUAUGGCAAUUUCACACCCUCGCCUGCUCCGUUCGACAAUAUGGGCGGAGGCCCAGGCAGCGCCUCGGGAAACAUGGGUGCUGGCAUGUACCAAGGCUACAACCAGCAGCCCAUUGGCAGCCCACUCUCCCCUCACGCAACAGAGUUCACCACUGGUGACGGAUGGAAGACUGAGUCCAUCGCCACCGAGGGUCAGACGUAUCUUCCCACCACCGAGCCUCUCAACUACCGCCGGCUCUUGGAUCGCAAUGUCAACUGCAACUGGAAGUACAUUGUGGACAAGAUUGUCUGCAACAACGACCAGCAGGCGUCCAUAUUUCUGCAGCAGAAGCUCAAGGUCGGCACCCCCGACCAGAAGUAUGAGAUUGUUGAAGCCAUCGUCGCUCAAGCCUACCCUCUCAUGGUCAACCGCUUCGGGAACUUUCUCGUUCAACGUUGCUUCGAGCACGGAACCCCCGAGCAAGUCGUCAAGAUUGCUGAGGCAAUCCGCGGCAACACUCUCAGCCUUUCGAUGGAUCCUUUCGGAUGCCACGUUGUUCAGAAGGCGUUCGACUCUGUUCCCGAGGAGUACAAGGCCAUCAUGGUCCAUGAACUCCUUCGUCGAAUUCCUGAGACGGUCAUCCAUCGCUAUGCCUGUCACGUCUGGCAGAAGCUUUUCGAGCUUCGCUGGUCCGAGUCUCCUCCUCAGAUUAUGAAGUUCGUCAAUGAGGCCCUGCGAGGCAUGUGGCAUGAGGUCGCCCUGGGCGAAACUGGCAGCUUGGUUGUCCAAAACAUCUUUGAGAAUUGUCUCGAGGAAGACAAACGCCCUUGCAUUGAGGAGGUCCUUGCCAAUAUUGACAUCGUUGCCCACGGCCAGUUUGGAAACUGGUGCAUUCAACACAUCUGUGAGCAUGGCGCGCCGGCUGACCGCAGCCGUGCCAUCGACCACGUCAUUCGCUACGCCGCCGAGUACAGCACCGACCAGUACGCCUCCAAGGUCGUUGAGAAGUGUCUCAAGAUUAGUGGUGGAGAGUUUCUCAGCCGUUACCUUGACCGAGUUUGUGAGGGACGAGUUGACCGCCCCCGUAUUCCCCUUGUCGACAUUGCCAGCGACCAGUAUGGCAACUAUCUUAUCCAGUACAUCCUCACCCAUGCCGGCAUGCAGCACCGCGAGGUGGUCGCUGCCCACAUUCGCAAGCACAUGGUGUCUCUUCGAGGAUCCAAGUUCGGCUCCCGUGUGGGCAUGCUCUGCACCAACCCAGCUGUCGCGACCCGUCCCGGCCCUGGAGUUGGCCCUAGCAUGAACCGAAUGGGAGCUGGUCCUCGUUACAGCGGCGGUGCUGGCGGCUACCGUUAG
Messenger RNA from Colletotrichum higginsianum IMI 349063, 2367 nucleotides. RefSeq names its product Pumilio-family rna binding repeat protein. Gene Ontology annotation, cellular component: cytoplasm. The coding region runs from base 1 to 2367 and encodes 788 amino acids. Gene Ontology annotation, molecular function: mRNA 3'-UTR binding. Lineage: Eukaryota; Fungi; Ascomycota; Sordariomycetes; Glomerellales; Glomerellaceae. The transcript has 4 exons. The record is from RefSeq and is a predicted model, not a curated record. Gene Ontology annotation, biological process: post-transcriptional regulation of gene expression.